Calypte anna (Anna's hummingbird) is the source of this 900-nucleotide messenger RNA. RefSeq names its product coiled-coil-helix-coiled-coil-helix domain containing 2 (gene CHCHD2). Bases 122 to 592 code for a protein of 156 amino acids. The transcript has 4 exons. Gene Ontology annotation, cellular component: mitochondrion; nucleus. Gene Ontology annotation, molecular function: sequence-specific DNA binding. Lineage: Eukaryota; Metazoa; Chordata; Aves; Apodiformes; Trochilidae. Gene Ontology annotation, biological process: mitochondrion organization; positive regulation of transcription by RNA polymerase II. The record is from RefSeq and is a predicted model, not a curated record.
GCGGUGAGGUGGGGCGGGUGUCCGGUGACCUUCAGAGGCGGCGGCGGGCGCGGUGUGCGCGGGUCUCUGCUGAGGUUGUUUUCUCUUCUCUUCUCUCCGGACUUUUCUCGUCAACGCCGUCAUGCCCAGGGGUGGCCGCAGCCGCACGUCCCGCGUGGCGCCCCCCGCCAGUCGGGCACCGCCAAUGAGAGCUGCAUCACCGGCACCGGCUGCUCGGGCCCCUGUCCCAGCAGCAGCACCGCCUUCUGCUGUGGCUGCUCCUGCCCCGAAGCAGCCUGGGCUGAUGGCACAGAUGGCUACAACUGCUGCUGGAGUUGCUGUCGGCUCUGCUGUUGGCCAUACCAUAGGUCAUGCCCUUACAGGAGGAUUUGGUGGAGGAAGCAGCUCUGAAGCUGCAAGGCCUGAUAUUACUUACCAGGAGCCCCAGGCAGCUCAGCCUGCCUCCUACCAGCAGCAGCAGUCACAGGUUACUCCUUGCCAGUAUGAAAUGAAGCAAUUCCUGGAGUGUGCCCAGAACCAGACUGACCUCAAGCUCUGCGAGGGCUUCAGUGAAGUGCUGAAGCAGUGCAGGUUUGCUAAUGGUCUAGCCUAAGCCUUCAGAUCAACAUUGUUGAAGGCCAUCUUUACAAGAACUGACCUGUGAAUGAAAAAAAGCUUCAGUAAUAAAGUCUAAAGAUGUCUGUUAUCUUGUUAGUUCAUAUAUUCACACUUAACUCUCCUUGUGGCUUGAUUCCUGCCAUAGCUGCUACAGAUGUGAUACUUAAAGCCGCCAAUUAAUACAGCACAAAAUGGAAGAAUGAACAACAGAGCAGAAUGAGCUAAUGUAGGUAAACUGGUGUGCUGAUUGUUGCAGUGAAUGUAAAUGAUAUGGUGCAUAAAUAAACUUCUCUCUAGAAAUAC